UCUUGCUAAAACAUUUAGCCCACCAUAAUCGCUCCCCUCAUUGACCAUCCCUCCUCCGACCUCCUUCCUCCUCGCUCGCCAUCCGAACGCCAACCGCAGGCCCUGCCCAUGGCCGCCGACCUCGAGUGGCCUUUUGGCGAGCUGCAGGGCCUCCAGGCCGACGACAUCCGCGAGACGGCGUACGAGAUAUUCUUCAUGGCAUGCCGGUCGUCGCCGGGGUUCGGGGGGGGCGCUCUGAAGUUCCAUACCGCGAUGUGGAACGAGCCCGAGCCCGAAUCCACGUCGUCCCGGACCAACGGGGUGGGGAUGGCCCCGAGCAGCCGGGUCAAGAGAGCCCUCAGGUUGAAGAUGCUGAAUCGGUCGCCCUCAAAGAAGAUGAGCACCGGCGCUGGAAGCCCGCCGAACCCCCAGGGGGCGGGGGCGGCGGCAGCUAGGCCGAAGCGGCCGCUCACGUCGGCUGAGCUGAUGAGGCAACAAAUGAGGGUGACGGAGCAAAGUGAUAAUCAGCUCAGGAAAACGCUCACGAGAACGCAUGUAGGCCAUAUCGGUAAGCGGGCGGAGACGAUAAUCCUUCCGCUCGAGCUUCUCCAUCACCUAAAACCAUCCGACUUCAGCGACUCAAAGGGAUUUCAUGCCUGGCAAAAGAGACAGCUCAAGAUCCUAGAAGCAGGGUUGCUCCUUCACCCGUCAAUCCCCUUGGGGAAAUCGAACGCGUUCGCAGACCGUCUCAGAGAAAUUAUCCAAGCCGGCGAGACGAAGAUCAUAGACAUCGGCAAGAACUCAGACACCACGAGAACCCUCAGCAAUUCCGUGGUAUCGUUGUCAUGGCGAAGCCCCAACGGGACUCCUACUGAUGUUUGCCACUGGGCUGAUGGAUUCCCUCUCAACAUUCACCUGUAUGUGAGUCUGCUGAAGUCGAUAUUUGACAUCAGGGACGAGACUUUAGUCCUCGACGAGGUCGACGAGCUUUUUGAGCUCAUGAAGAAGACAUGGUCCAUACUUGAAAUCAAUCGGCCGAUGCACAAUCUGUGCCUAACAUGGGUGUUUUUCCAGCAAUACAUCAGCACGAUGCAGUUGGAACCAGACCUUCUUUCCGCUUCGCAUGCCUUGUUGACAGAAGUAGCGAACGACGCCAAUAAGCAGGACAAAGAUGCUCUUUUCAUUAAGGUUCUACCAUUAGUUCUUACCUCGAUCCGAGGGUGGUCAGAGAAGAGAUUGGGUAACUAUCAUGACUAUUUUGAGGACGGGAGGACGAACCUGAUGGAGAAUUUGCUGCCGUUGGCAGUGACGGCGGCAAACAUCUUAGGACAUGAUGUAAUUCUUUCCAGGGUAACAGAACAAGUGAAUGGGGAUGCAGUGACGGACCCGAUGGUCAAUCACGUGGAUGGUUACAUUCGAUCCUCUGUAAAGAAUGCAUUCGCGAAGAUAGCCCAAAGUGGAUGUCAAGACCGCGAAAUGGACACGAGGGAAGAUGAGAGCGAACGACUCAUUUGGUUGGCGAAAGAGACCGAAGAUUUGGCUUUUAAAGAAAGAGGAACCUUCAGUGCUAUUCUUAAGAAGCACCAUCCCGUUGCAACCGCGGUCUCCUCCGUCACAUUGCACAGUUGUUAUGGACUGAUUCUGAAACAACAUUUGGCUUCUGCUUCGGCACUUGACAACGAAAUCGUGAAAGUGCUGGAGAGUGCAGGGAAGCUAGAAAAAGUUUUGGUACAGAUGGUGGUCGAGGACACCGUAGAAUGCGACGAUGGAGGCAAAACCAUUGUGCGGGAAAUGAUUCCGUACGAGGUUGAGUCAACCUUGUCGAGGCUUCAGCAACGAUGGAUCGAUUGGAGGCUCAAGAAAGGCAAAGAUUGUCUACAGAGAGCAACUGAAUCAGAAACUUGGAAUCCAAAAUCGAAGGCGAAUCCAUAUGCGGAAUCGGCUGAAGACUUUAUCAAGUUGGCUAAAGAAACCGUGGACGACUUCUUCGCCAUACGAAUGGAAAUUACCGAGGAUUUGGUUAAUGAUCUCGUGAACAGUUUGGAGAGUCUCUUUCAGGACUAUUCUGCAUUUGUUGCAUCAUGUGGAUCAAAGGAAAAUUACAUACCUGCUCUUCCACCGCUAACGAGACGUCGUCGAGAUUCCAAGUUUGCCAAACUCUGUAGAAAGGUGACCCCUUGCAAAGUCGGCAUAGAAGACUCGCAAGGAUGCCGGAAGAGUGAAUCUGACCAUCCUCGCCCAUCGACGAGCCGCGGGACGCAACGCCUUUACAUCCGCCUCAACACUUUGCACUAUCUCCUUGAACAUCUCCACUCCUUGGAUGAGAUGUUGUCGGUAUCUGGCCACAAACAUUUCGGCAACAAGAAGCACCAUAAUGACCGCGCUUCCUACUUUCAGAAUGCUUGUUCGGUCAUACGUGAAGCCUGCCAACAUGUCUCAGAAGUUGCUGCCUAUCGCUUGACCUUUGUUGAUUCUAGCCAUGUCUUCUACAACAGCCUCUAUGUUGGUGAAGUCGCCAGUACACGUAUAAGGCCGACUUUGCGGACAUUGAAGCAGAAUUUGAGUCUGCUUUGCGUGAUUCUCAUCGAUCAAGCACAACCAUUAGCGACAAGAGAAGUCAUGAAGGCCUCUUUCGAUGCCUACCUUAUGGUUUUGCUCGCGGGAGGGAACUCUAGGAUAUUCUACAGGUCGGAUCACCGAAUGAUCGAGGAGGACUUUGAGUGCUUGAAGCGAGCAUUUUCUGUAUCUGGGGAAGGAUUGAUGAGCGAGGACGUGGUGGCGAAGGAGGCAGAGACGGUGGAAAAGGUGAUCGCUUUGAUGAGUCAAGCGACGGACAAGCUAAUCCAAGACAUUACUGUCAUGAUCCGUAAAAAGGACGAGAUCGGAGCCGAGGAUAUGAGGAAAAACCAAUCUGUGCCUCCGACAACAGAGCAGUGGAAUGUAUCAGAUCCGAACGCGAUACUACGAGUCUUGUGCCACAGGAACGAUCAUGUGGCGAAUCGGUUCUUGAAACAAGCAUUCCAAAUAGGAAGAGACGACAGAAAAGAACGAGUACCGAUCUUAUGUUACUGAUUGCAGAACAAUCAAUAAGCAGUGGGUUAUCAUUUGGGAAAUCCGAGAGAAAAGUCUGUCCUGUUGUUGGUGAUUGCACUAGGAGGGAUUUUCCCAUUGAGACGUUGAGAUGCACAAAGGGAGAUUGGUAUGGUGUGGAGCAGUUGAUAAUCCAGUUUGCAUCGUAACUCAUUGGCUUAAGUUUUUAAGUGAAGAUGGAUCUGAUUACUUAUAUUGACAGGCUCGAACUUUGGCUCCCUCUUGAUGAUCUCCCAGCCGAAUAUAUUGAGCUUCUGCUACGUCAACCCAGUAAAUGGUAUGAUUGAUCAGCCCCUCAUUCUAUUCUGGUGUUCAAUGGAUAUCUCACGGAAGCUGUCUCACAACCAAGGCGGUCCCGAUGGCAACCUUCAUUAUCCGGACCGGGGAAAGAAUUCAGGGAUGAAGGUGGGAGUUAUUUGUUGCGGUCUUCACACACAGAUUUUGAUGCGAUAACGAGUCUAACAUCCAGCAGACAUCGAGCUUCUGCUGAAUCAACCCGAUACGAGGAUGUCGUUGUCUUUCCAGAUGAGUUUGGCGUUUUAGUAUCCAUCACAUGCAAUUCCUUUUGCUGUUUUAUCACAAUAGUUGAGUGAAGAUAGAUCAACCACUUCUGUUUAACUGACAUUAGCGAUUGAAAUAUUUUGUACAAUGAAUUGCCAGAGUUUUGAUCGUCUGAUACUGAAAGUAAUUGCGAACCUGGAGCAGUCAUUCGAAUGUCCCCUUUGAAGUCGAUAGCGUGCACACUAGCAAAGAAGAAGUCAUACCAGUACCGGCAAAUAGACUGCGUAAAGAUUGUGUCUUGAUCUUCUUCCAAGAAGUAUAAACAUAAUCAUCAUCAUCUGUGUAUAAAU
Molecule: messenger RNA, 3920 nt
Organism: Rhodamnia argentea
Lineage: Eukaryota; Viridiplantae; Streptophyta; Magnoliopsida; Myrtales; Myrtaceae
Product: protein unc-13 homolog
Source: RefSeq, a predicted model, not a curated record